This is a messenger RNA of Cuscuta epithymum, 790 nucleotides long. NCBI's taxonomy places the organism in Eukaryota, Viridiplantae, Streptophyta, Magnoliopsida, Solanales, Convolvulaceae. The record is from the annotation of a GenBank genome assembly.
AUUCCCAAAGGGGGUCAGAUAGAGACAGUGACUUGAACCUCUUGCAGGUCAUGGCAAAGCUCAGGAUUGAAUCUAUGGGUAAAAACAGCAAGAUGGUCAACAGCUGCUCCUCGGCUAUGUUGGUUAUUGGUGAUGAUGAUCUGAUUGAGCUUAUUUUGGUUUUAUCCAUGAAAGCCCUUCUCCCACUCUGCUCUCUUAGCUUGAUUCUUCAGAUUUCAGAUCAAUGUGAGGAAAUAGAGCAGAUUAUGAAUGACUAUUCGUGGAAAGGAGUGAAAUUUGCAAAACAAAAAACAGAAUUCCAUGGAAGGCGUUGAAAGGGAUAGGCUGAAUAGAAACCGUGAAGAAAUCAAGGAUAUCAAAGAUAAGGAUCCUGAGAACUGAAAGUUGCCAAGCAGGACACUAAAGUGGAUAAAAAGAAUGAGAAUGACGCCAACUUGAAGCAAAACAAAGCUGAUAAGGAUGGAAGUGAUAAAAAAGCACCAAUGGAUACUAGUCAUAUUUGCUCCCUUUAAUCAAUGGGCAAAAAAAGAUAUCUCACUUGGAUUGCUAGAAAUAAAACCUACACAAAAGGCAGCUUCUUCCUCGAGAACCAUAUUCACAAGAGCAAAUAGAUGAGAUUAAAGAUGCUUGAAUUGGGCUAGAUAUAUACUUUACGUCUUUACUAAUCAAUGUGUGUAGUAUAAUUACAAUAUUGUAAGACAUGGUUUGUGCUUAUUUCUAAAGUUUUAUAUAUUACUUGAUUGAUUGUGAUGACAUGUGUAAACCUUUAUGAUUUGACACUAGAGUGAUG